GUUCAAAACUAAUCAAAAUUCAAAGCUCAGCUCAAGAGUCAAGACUCAAGAGCCAAAAAUACCACGUCGAAUGUCGAUGGAUCAUACUCAUAGAAUGAUGGGAAGUUGGGAACUGCUCAUCGCCAGAACACCCCCUCUCAUGCCACUUCCUAGGGUAGUUCCUGCGCUCCUACGUGCACAGUGUAGUGAGUGUACUGAGUGUAGUGAACUUUACCUAGGCCCUAGGUUAAUUUUAUAUUUUUUACGCAACAAUCACUGCCGGAAUGUCUGGGAGAAACCAGGUGACGGUUAUCAAGCCAGAAGAACCAGCGUUUUUAAAAAGCUUCAAGAAGCGUGCUGGCUAUAAAGAAGGACCUACCAUAGAAGACAAAAAGCAACACCUGCUGGCCGAAGCGGACAACAUUGAUGACCGUCCAGACGAAAAGCCAACGAUUGUUACCCUUCGCCCGGGCGAUCUCACGGAGGAAGAAGUUGAAGCAAUAGAAAAACAAGAGGCAGAUACGAACAAUUCUCAACCGGAAACCGAACCAGAUUUCGUUGAUCUCCAGUCGCAUGCCUCAGUGAAAGGAAGCGAAUUUGCCACAGAAACGGAAACGGAGAUAUCGGAGGAAAAACGUGCGGCGCAACCCAAGGUUGUAUUUCGAAAGCCUCAUAAAAGACCAACGAUCGAUACCGGAAAUCCAUCAGCAACCAUUGGUUCUGCUCCUGCUAAAAAAUCGAAGUCGGCCAGCUCCAUGGAACAGAUCCAGAACAAAAGUUUGUUAUCUUUUGUUGAAGAUGAGGAAUGCAGUGAUUGAGGGAUAAGUGUUCGCAAGCAGGAAUAUCCGCGAUGCUAGCGAAAAAUCAAUCACGUGAUGAUUCUCAUAAAUCUCAACAUA
Messenger RNA from Paramacrobiotus metropolitanus, 878 nucleotides. RefSeq lists its product as uncharacterized. Bases 264 to 797 code for a protein of 177 amino acids. Lineage: Eukaryota; Metazoa; Tardigrada; Eutardigrada; Parachela; Macrobiotidae. The record is from RefSeq and is a predicted model, not a curated record. The transcript is spliced from 3 exons.